UAACGUGGGACGUCUGCGUUUUGCGUCAGCAAUAGUCAGCAGUUCGAGAUUUUAUAUCGUUGCUAAUUAGUCCUAAAACACUUACAGAUAUGAUAUUAAACAUUACAAGAAAAUUGUAUUCUUCAAAUAUCAGUUCUACAGUCGCACGUGCUACUGUUAGGUGGUUAUCAACGACAGGUAUCUCAGCAUUUAAAAACACCAAGGAAGGAGUCAAUGCACAAACAAUCAUGGAUGAUGAGAUUCUUAUAAAAGAUAUUGAUGAUAAUGGUGUGAUAGUUUUGAAUCGACCUAAGGUAUUGAAUACUAUAAAUUUGCCUAUGGUUGAAAAGAUAUAUUCCAUUCUCAAACAAUGGGAAUCUUCGAAAAAACUAGUAAUAGUAGAGGGUGCAGGUGACAAGGCAUUUUGUGCAGGUGGCGAUGUCAAAUCACUUGUCUUGGCAUUGAAUGACCCAAAAGGAAAUAUUCAGGGUGAAGAAUUUUUUAGAAGAGAAUAUACCUUAAAUCAUUUGAUUGGAACAUACAAAAAGCCUUAUAUUGCUAUUAUUAAUGGGAUAACAAUGGGAGGUGGUGUUGGAUUAUCUAUACAUGGCAAAUAUAGAAUUGCCACAGAAAAAACUCUCUUUGCAAUGCCAGAAACAGCAAUAGGAUUGUUUCCUGAUGUAGGCGCGACUUAUUUUCUAUCUAGAAUGAAAGGAAAACUAGGUAUCUACUUAGGAUUGACGGGACAUAGGUUGAAAGGUGUCGACGUUCUCCUUGCUGGAAUUGCGACACAUUUUGUGCCAUCGGAAAAACUCGCUGAUUUAAAACGCGAUUUGUUAACAUUGCGAGAAGUUGACAUUGAAUUGAUUUUAAACAAGUAUCAACCGAAAUUAAAUCAUGAAUUUAGUUUGGCGCCUCAUAUGUCGCAGAUAGAAAAUUGUUUUUCUGCUCCAUCUGUUGAAGAAAUAAUUGAGAAGCUAAAGAAGGACAAUUCGGAUUGGGCACGAAAGAAUAUGGAAAUAUUACUCAAAGUAUCUCCAUCUUCACUGAAAAUUACUAAAAAAGCGAUUGAUGAAGGAAGUGGAAAAUCCUUAGCGGAAUGUUUAAAGGUUGAAUAUAGAUUGGCAUGUUCUGCCUUAAGCAAAGAAGACGAUUUCUUUGAAGGUGUCAGAGCACUUCUAAUCGAUAAAGAUCAGAAACCAGUGUGGAAAUCGACGUCUUUAACUGAUGUUACAGAUGAAUAUAUAAAUAAACGAUUUGCAGCACUUCCUAUGGAAAAAGAAUUACAGCUUUGCACCAGCAAACUAUAGGAAUUAAGAGAAAAGUUUUAUAUAUAUAUAUAUAUAUAUAU
This is a messenger RNA of Pogonomyrmex barbatus (red harvester ant), 1330 nucleotides long. It is a transcript of the gene Hibch, whose product is annotated as 3-hydroxyisobutyryl-CoA hydrolase. NCBI's taxonomy places the organism in Eukaryota, Metazoa, Arthropoda, Insecta, Hymenoptera, Formicidae. Gene Ontology annotation, cellular component: mitochondrion. Gene Ontology annotation, biological process: L-valine catabolic process. The record is from RefSeq and is a predicted model, not a curated record. Gene Ontology annotation, molecular function: 3-hydroxyisobutyryl-CoA hydrolase activity.